CGCAUCAAAGCCCGUUUUUUUAACAUAUCGCUAAUUUGCGCCCCCGCCCCGACGGAAGAGAAGGACGAUGCGACCAAAGAUUCUUUCUAUGAGCGCCUGGAAGGUUCCUAUUAGCGCUGCCCCCGCCACGACAUAAAAAUCGUGCUUGGCAACUUCAACGCCAGGGUGGACAAGGAGGGAAUUUUUGGUCCCACAGUCGGAAAAUUCAGCCUGCACAACGAAACAUCCGGUAACGGACAGAGGCUGAUCGACUUCGCCGGGGCCCGAAACAUGGUAGUCUGCAGCACCAGAUUCCAGCAUAAGAAGAUUCACCAAGCCACCUGGCUAUCUCCUGAUCGAAAAACACGAAACCAGGGGUCGAAUCGUGACAGUCGUUAACGAAACGACAAUCGUUCGAACACAAAUUACGUGAGUCGAUAAUCGAAUGAACGAGUUGGGAUCAUAACAGUCGAAAGAAGACGUAUCGUAAUUGUAAUUUUGUUUAUCGACUAUUUUUCUCAUCUUCUUCGUUUUUUUAAGUCACAAUAGAAUUUGAAGUGUCAAAAUAAACCGCAGAAAGUAACGAAAAUAUAAAAAGUUUAAAUGGAUCCGAGUAUUUUCUUUUAUUUAAGUUCCAGCGAUGAAGAAAAUAAUGAAAGAGUUGUGCGAAAACAACUUCGAGACAAAAGCAAUCCGCUAGCAUUAUCAAACAAUGCUUCCUCAGGUUUAUCAAAAGGUUUCGCUUAAGCAAAGAAGCAUUUAAUUAUAUUUUAAAUAACAUAAAUAUAAAUUGCCAAGACACAAAAGCUGUUCCGGCGGUGCUCCAACUGGCUGCGUGUCUCAGCCUACUCGCAAGUGGUGGCUAUCAGCAUGCAAUAGGCAAUGACUAUUUGAUAGGAAUGUGCCAGAGCAUUGUCUCGAAAUUAACGGGCAAUGCUUUGGAAGAAAUUGAAGCCAAAUUGUGUCCUAAACAUAUUAAAUUUGAGCCAGAUGAUUCGAGAAGGUGCAAAGAUUGGUUUGUUGAGAACUAUCAAAUUCCAGGAGUGGUUGGAUGCAUUGAUGGCACCCACAUUGGACUACAAAAGCCCACGGUCAACGAGCACAUGUAUUUCAACAGGAAGGGUUUUCAUAGCAUAAAUGCGAUGUUGAUUUGCGACCACACUACGAAAAUUCUCGCAAUAAACUGCCAAUAUGGGGGUGCAGCCCACGACUCAUUCAUAUGGAAGCAUUCAAACGAACGAAUGGUUAUGGAACAUCGUUUUUUGCACAAUAGGAGUGACAAUGCCUGGCUGCUAGGGGACUCUGGAUAUCCACUUGAGCCGUGGUGCAUAACACCGUACAGAAAUCCAUCGGACGGAUCAGGUGAAGCAAGGUUCAAUGAAAUUCAUUCCAAGGCACGGUGCAUCAUUGAACGAACUAAUGGUGUACUGAAAGGUCGGUGGAGAAUCCUAGAAUACAACAAAAGCGGAAGAUAUGAUCCUAUAAAAGUGGCUAGGUUUGCGAAUGUGUGUGCAGCGCUUCACAACAUUUGUAUACAAUUUAAUGGGAGCUUUACAGCAACAAAUUCAGAGAGUCAAACCGCAUCUGACAUAGUGUCUGGAGAAGGCCAGUAUACUAGAAUCGGCCAAACAAUCAGAGAUCAAAUUAAAAUCUCGUUGAUGAACUCGACAUAACCAUCUUGUUUUCAUAUUGUACUAUUAUGCUAUGCAUUUAAUGCUUUUUUUUACUCCAUUUAAAAACGUAAAAUUUAGUUAAUUUAAACUAGAACAAAA
This is a messenger RNA of Anastrepha ludens (Mexican fruit fly), 1751 nucleotides long. RefSeq names its product putative nuclease HARBI1. The record is from RefSeq and is a predicted model, not a curated record. Bases 879 to 1652 code for a protein of 257 amino acids. NCBI's taxonomy places the organism in Eukaryota, Metazoa, Arthropoda, Insecta, Diptera, Tephritidae. The transcript has 5 exons.